Molecule: messenger RNA, 1569 nt
Organism: Capsicum annuum
Lineage: Eukaryota; Viridiplantae; Streptophyta; Magnoliopsida; Solanales; Solanaceae
Product: hyoscyamine 6-dioxygenase
Exons: 5
Coding region: 308-1333 (341 amino acids)
Source: RefSeq, a predicted model, not a curated record
UGAACUCAUUCCAUCCAAUUUGUGAUUUAUUUUAUCACAUCUAUUAGAUAGAAUAAAUUAGCCCUAACAUUGAAUCUGCACCUGAGAUAAUCCAUAACUAUAAUCUGGGGAUAAUUUAGUCCGUAUAAACAACCCGAACAAACUCUGAGCAUCAAUCCUGGACUUUUCGGAAAACUUUCAAACACUUGGAGGACGUGUUAUGCAAUUUCCGUGCCUAUAAAUGGUCUUGCAUAUCUCCUGUAAGAAAUCAAACAAAGUAAAGGAGUACUACUAAUAUUCUGAAGAUCUAUUUUCAGAUUCAUUCACUAUGGCGGACCUCAUCUCAAGCUGGCCAAACAAAUUAGAUGCAGUUCCUCCAAAAUAUUGCAUACCGAUGCAUGAAAGACCAGCGGAUCCAGUUCAAAUUGGGGAGCGUAUUCCAGUCAUUGAUUUAGGGAAAGCUAUGGGGGAAGAACGACCUGUUGUUGUUCAAGAACUUAUGAAAGCUUUUGAAGAAUAUGGGUUUUUUCAGGUUAUCAAUCAUGGAGUAUCAGAUGAUCUAAUGAAGGAGGCAAUGAAAGUGUACAAAGAAUUCUUCAGUCUACCAGCUGAAGAGAAAGCGAGUUAUGCAAAGGAUGCAGCAAAUAAUACAGCAAGAGGUGCAGCGACACUGUAUACUAGCAGUGCUAAGCAUUAUGAUUCAGAGGAGCAUCGAUACUGGAGGGAUGUCUUGGAACACAGUGCCAAUCUCGACGGGAAAGACAAAGUAACUUGGCCAGAUAACCCUCCAAGAUAUAGGGAGGUUAUUGGUUCAUAUUCAGAUGAAGUGAGAAAGCUGAGCAAGAUCAUCUUGGGUCUGGUAGCUGAAGGGCUAGGCUUGGAGGCAGGAUUCUUUGACAAGGAACUUGGGCAGAGAAUGCUUGUCAAUCACUAUCCAGCAUGCCCAGAUCCAAGUUUAACCUUGGGAGUUGGUGGACAUUGCGAUCCUAAUCUCAUAACCAUUAUCCAACAAGAAGUUUAUGGCCUACAAUUAUUGAAGGAUGACAAAUGGAUUGGUGUGGAUCCGAUACCUGGUGCAUUUGUUGUCAAUUCAGGUUUACCAAUCACGGUAAUUAGCAAUGGGAAGCUAGCUAGUGUUGCACAUCGAGUGGUGACGAACACAACUCAUUCCCGUACAUCCAUUGGUACUUUUAUUUGUCCGGAUGAUAUCGUUGGACCUGCCAAAGCACUUCUUGGUCCGGAUAAUCCCCCACGGUUCAAAUCCUUUAAAUGGGGCGAAGAGUUUAUGCCACAUUACCUCAGCAAGAAAUCAGUUUACCACGCCUCAUUGGAGCCUUUCAAAAUUGAUGCUUAAGCAUUUACGUGUGACAAGGAUGCAAGUGAUCUCUGCUGCUACUUUUAAUUUCCAGAAUAACAAGAGCUUUAAUUCACAACUUCUUUGUAGUUUGGAACCUAUGUUUGUUAUCGUGCUUUAUUUCGUUGGUCAUGAAUAAGAAGCUUUGGUUCCUUUUUUCUUCAUGGUUAGUUGUACCAAUUGGUGUAGUACUAUGAUAUUUAUGCGCAGAUAAAUAAUAAUGGAACUUUUCAGUA